AUGGGUCAAAGGCUCAGCCCUGGAGAUCGAUAUACUUUCAACACUACCGCCACCCCCGCACAAGAACAACACUUUCCCAAAGCUGGAGUUUGGCCGGUCUUAUUGCUGGCACUGCUAACGGGUUACACAGCAGAUCGGUCGGUUCUACCAAAGCCUGAGAAACGCUUCAAGAGACAAGAGGUCAGUCAGCAGCAGCGGCUCAACAUAUCAGCCCUAAAUACAGCCUUGGCCUUUGAACCUUACCGUGACCUGGCCACCAGAACCAUUACUGAGCCUGGGAUCCAGCUGCAGCAACAGCACAACAUCUUGUUCUCACCCUUGGGCCUUGCAUCAGCUCUGGCACUGCUGUCCAGAGCAUCCGGGUCCGAGAGCCGGAGCCAGGCCCUGGAGGCGCUGGGGCUGGCAGCCAACUCCACAGAGCAGAGCGUGGAGGCCACCAUAUCUGCUCUCACCAAUCUGUAUGACAACCUCAAUCUGCAGGAGGGAGGGGGCGGAGUUGGGGUUCAAAGGGCACAGUCUGAGGCUGGAACUGAAACAAAGGCUGGGAAUGAGGCCGCAGCAGGGGUGGAAACUGGAGGGGCAAAUGCUGGAAACAGAGCUGAUGUAGAUGAUGGAGCAGAAGAUAGGAGUGGCACGGAGGAUGGAGUUCAUGCUGGCGAUCAGUUAAGAGUGUGGAGCAGCCUACAUAUUGAUGGAAAACCCUUACUAGACUAUGAUAGUUUUUUGUCCAGGACUCGGCACACUGGACCCUUCGCAUUCAACAUCAGCUCUGAGACACUGAUGAAAGACUUGCAAUCCUCUGAGAAACUAGAACUUACCAAUUAUGUGUAUUUCAAAGGUCGUCAGCCAUUUGAGCGGCGCCACACAGUGCCACGGAGUUUCCAGCUAAACGCUACAACAAGCGUGGAGGUUGCCAUGAUGUUCAGGGGCGACUCUUCCGAGGUGAUGAUGCUGUAUGACACCAACUGCUCAGCCACAGUAGUGCGGCUGGCCCAGUCAGAACGCCUGGCCUCACUGUUCCUGCUUCCUAAAGCCGAGCUGCAGCCCCUUGAAGACUGCCUCUCUGACAGCCGCAUGAGCUUUUGGCUCAGCAACCUGAAACUGGGGCGGGCAGAAAUCCUUUUCCCUAAGUUCCAACUAAGGAAAUCUUACAGUUUAGAGAGCCUCCUGAGGAACUCUGGGGUAUCAUCCAUUUUCUCUGACUCUGCAGACUUCUCAGGGAUAUCGCAGAAGAAGAUGCUGAAACUUGUCAAGGCUCCUCAUGAGGUUAUGCUGGAGAUGGAAGAGACCAUGUCACAAGGUGGGGGGAGACCUGACAUCAUGCUGGACUUCUCUGUCCCUCCAAGAAUAACCUUUAACAGACCAUUCAUGCUCAUCAUCUAUGACAAUCUCACAGGGCUCGUCCUACUCAUAGGGAGAAUUACUGAUCCUACAGAUGUCUAGACUAGAGUGAAAGUGACACUCUGCUUUUUGCCUCUUUUUUCUUUUUCUAUUGAUACAAUAGUGUAUUCACAUACAUUAUAUCAUAGCUUUGGUUUGUUGUUUUCCAACAGUAUGGCAUAUAAUUAUGGGUAUAUAUAUAUAUAUGUAUAAAAAUGUGUCUCGCUGAACUUGCAGAGUGUAUUUUAUUUUACCUACAAUUUUUCAAACAUUGCAGGAUGAUUUUAAAAUGAUGAAAAGACAUUUAAAUGGCUGUAUUUUAUCCCUAUGACUGAAUCUCUGCUAUUCUUCCGAAACAUAAAACACUUUUCUUCCAUUA
Scatophagus argus is the source of this 1759-nucleotide messenger RNA. Its product is annotated as alpha-1-antiproteinase F-like. The transcript has 5 exons. Gene Ontology annotation, molecular function: serine-type endopeptidase inhibitor activity. Gene Ontology annotation, biological process: negative regulation of endopeptidase activity. The record is from RefSeq and is a predicted model, not a curated record. The coding region runs from base 1 to 1443 and encodes 480 amino acids. NCBI's taxonomy places the organism in Eukaryota, Metazoa, Chordata, Actinopteri, Scatophagidae.